CCUCUGCCCUGUUAGAGCUGGGGGACUCUUCAGAGUCAAAGGCCAGAGAGCAUGGAGCUGAGUGGAGCCACCAUGGCCCAGGGGCUUGCUGUCCUGCUAGUCUUGUUCCUGCAUAUCAAGAACCUGCCUGCCCAGGCGGCGGACACGUGUCCAGAGGUGAAGGUGGUGGGCCUGGAGGGCUCUGACAAGCUCACCAUUCUCCGAGGCUGCCCAGGGCUGCCCGGGGCCCCAGGGCCAAAGGGAGAGGCAGGUGCCAUUGGAGAGAGAGGAGAACGCGGUCUCCCUGGAGCCCCUGGAAAGGCAGGACCAGUGGGGCCCAAAGGAGACCGAGGAGAGAAGGGGAUGCGUGGAGAGAAAGGAGAUGCUGGGCGGUCUCAGUCGUGUGCGACAGGCCCACGCAACUGCAAGGACCUGCUAGACCGGGGGCAUUUCCUGAGCGGCUGGCACACCAUCUACCUGCCCGACUGCCGGCCCCUGACUGUGCUCUGUGACAUGGACACGGACGGAGGGGGCUGGACCGUUUUCCAGCGGAGGAUGGAUGGCUCUGUGGACUUCUAUCGGGACUGGGCCGCGUACAAGCAGGGCUUCGGCAGUCAGCUGGGGGAGUUCUGGCUGGGGAACGACAACAUCCACGCCCUGACUGCCCAGGGAAGCAGCGAGCUCCGUGUAGACCUGGUGGACUUUGAGGGCAACCACCAGUUUGCUAAGUACAAAUCAUUCAAGGUGGCCGGCGAGGCAGAGAAGUACAAGCUGGUACUGGGAGCCUUUGUCGGGGGCAGUGCGGGUAAUUCUCUAACGGGCCACAACAACAACUUCUUCUCCACCAAAGACCAAGACAAUGAUGUGAGUUCUUUGAAUUGUGCUGAGAAGUUCCAGGGAGCCUGGUGGUACGCCAACUGUCAUGCUUCAAACCUCAAUGGUCUCUACCUCAUGGGACCCCAUGAGAGCUAUGCCAAUGGUAUCAACUGGAGUGCGGGGAAGGGGUACAAAUAUAGCUACAAGGUGUCAGAGAUGAAGGUGCGGCCCGCCUAGACGGGCCAGGACCCCUCCACACGCACCUGCUAGUGGGGAGGCCACACCCACAAGUGCUGCGUCCUGGAAGUCACCCCAUUUCCCCAGCCAGACACACUCCCAUGACACCCACAGCUGCCCCUUUGCCCCCAGCUCAGUCAAACCGCCACAUGCCCACAACCUCACCAGAGGGAGAAUUAUGUUUCUAAAUAUGUUUACUUUGGGACAGAAAAGUUUUACCAGCUUCAAUGUGUGUUUCUUGAACACCAGUGGUUUUGAUCACUUUCCUGUGUCUGUUGCAUGGCAGGUCUUUCCCUGGAAUUUGGUAAGUCGGGAAGAGUCAGGACCCUCAUUUAGCAGAUGGCACUACCGAUGUUCAGGGAGGUUGAGUGACUUUUGCGAGGAUUGUCCACCUCCAGUAAUUGACACAGGGCGAUCCUCACCUCCACCCCCAAGCCUCCCCCAUCCCCCCACGCCUCACUCACAACACUUCACACUUCUUGAAAAAGGUCACUUUGGGGUCCAGAAAACACUUACUAAAAAGGGGGAAAGUUUAGUAGGAACUUUUCUGCUUCCCACCGCGGCAGAGUUCAUGCUUUGGGCUGGCUGGCUGCUGGGAAGAGAUAAACACUUAGCACUCACUAAGUGAGCGCCUGGUCAGCCACCUGCACAGAGAAGACUCCGAAGAGGCUUUCCUCCCACACACAGACCUCAGCUAGAGGGGACCGUGGACCUCAGUGGGAAAAGCUGCACAAGGCUUCUAGGAGAUGAUGGAGAAGGGGCUUCUCCAGCUCCCAGGCCAGGGGAGAUUUCUCAACCACGACCUAAGAAGCAUCAAAGGGAAUGUGGCAAGUGUAACUCCAUUCAAAUCAAGAGCUCCCACUUACCGAAGGACACUAAGGGAACCAAAGGAAGGCCAGAGGGGCAGAAUCACGGUGCGGCACACAAGUCUUUAGUUUUCUACUAUUGCCGCAACCAGUCACCACAAAUGGAGUGGCUUAAAACAACAAGAACUCGCCACCUCCUGGCUCGAUAGAUCUGGAGUCCCUGGGCCUUACUGGGCCAGCAGGCAGGACUCAGCAGUGGUGGCUCCUUCCGGGGUUCUAGGGGAGAACCUGCUUCCUUGCCUUUUCCAGCCCCAGGGGUCACUGGCAUUCAUUGGCCGGGACUCCUUCCCCCAACCCCAAAGCCAGCAGCACCACAUCUCUCUGACCCUUCAUCCGUUGUCCCCUCUCCCCCCAAGCCCCACGGGACAGGGUCUCCACUCCUGAGACUCAUGGGAUUAGACUAGGCCUACCUGGAUAAUCUGGGAUCCUCUCCCAUGUCCAGGUCUCUAUCCCUAACCACAUCAGCAAAGUCUCUUUUGCCAUGGAAGGUAUUUGCAGGCUCUGACUUUGUGUGUAUUAGGGCAGGACAUCUUUGGCGGGGCAGUGGUGGGGGCAGGGAAUUAUUCUGCCUACCAUGCCUUAUACAAAAAUAAAUAAAUCACAGGCUUAUACCUGAAAGAAUUCCUGCAAAUAAUAAAAGAAUUAGAGCAGCUCAGUUAAAUAAAAAAAGGUAUGAGAUGUGAACAGACACUUCACAGAAGAUGACAUGCAGGGGAGCAAGGUAUUUAUCAAAAAGUGCUCCACUUUUCACUUACCAGAGAAAUGCAAAUCAGCACCCAAAGGAGUCACUGCGGCACCCUCAUCUGAGCCUCAGAAGUUAGAAAGAUGGACAGCACCAGUGUCAAAGGUGACUGUGGGAGGGGGAUUUGCAUACACUGCUAGUAACAAUGCGAAUUGAUGGAACCAACCUGGAAAAUGGCUUGGCAUCAACUGUUGGAGAAGAAGACACACAGUCCUCUAACCUGCCAGUCCCACAUCAGGGCCUGGAUAUGGCCGUCAUGUGUACCAGGGAGCAUGGCCAGGAAUCUUCACAGCCAAAUACUCACCAUAGCACCAAACUGGAAUCAGCCGACAUACCCAUCAGGAAGAGAAUGGAUGUUAAAAAAUGCAAGGAUAGCCAUUGGGUAGAACGCCAUACAGCCAUGACAAUUACACAGUGACACCUACACACAAGGAGCAUGAGUCUCACAAACAUGGCAGCAAAAGGAGCCGGUUCAAGAGGGUAUGUGCUAUGGAUUCCAUUGUAGAUAAAGUUUUUCGAAAGCAAAAGUAGCCAAUGGUAUUUUGGAUGCAUAUUUAGGUGGUAAAUGUAUACAGGAAAAAUAAGAAAGUGAUUGUAUUUGAGGGUGGGACCACAUGGUGACUGGGAAGGGACAGGGACAAGCCUCUGGGGUUCUGGCAAUGCUCUGUUUCUUGACCCAGGUGGUGAUUGUAAGGGUGUUUGUUAACUAGUGAUAAAAAUAAUUAAGCUGUACUUUUGCUUUAUA
Molecule: messenger RNA, 3385 nt
Organism: Pan troglodytes (chimpanzee)
Lineage: Eukaryota; Metazoa; Chordata; Mammalia; Primates; Hominidae
Gene: FCN1
Product: ficolin 1
Exons: 9
Coding region: 52-1032 (326 amino acids)
Biological process (GO): complement activation, lectin pathway
Molecular function (GO): signaling receptor binding; carbohydrate derivative binding; antigen binding
Source: RefSeq, a predicted model, not a curated record